UGACGAGUUUUACGUCAUAUCCGUUCAGGAAGUUAAACUGCCAGCGGAGGAGACUCGUGUGUUUGAUUUGGAGCUCCAAGGUGAGCGCGCGCUGUGUUUUUUAGGAACACGCGGAGGAGGUCAACAUGUGGAAGGUGGUCCAGGUGGGGGUCCGCCGGGCGGUCGGUGUUCGAGUCCGUCGUGUCCCCGCUGCGGCUCGUGCGGGGUCAGUGCGGGGCUCAGAGGCCGCGGCAGCCCGGAGUCUGACCCGGCAGCUGUGCAGCAGAGCCGGGAGGAGCUGCACCGUGGACCCGGGUCUGGAGGAACAGUUCGUGUUUGUGGACUGUACAGAUCCAGAGGAGCAGCAGCGUCAGGAGGACACCGUCCAUCAGCUGAGCGUCUCUGCGUCCUCUCCUCCUCUGGCUCCUCCUCCUCAUCUGGCUCCUCCCUCCGGUUCUCCCUCAUCAGGCUCCUCUCCUCCUCCCUCCAGACCUCGGGCUCCCCUCCUCAUCAGGCUCCUCCCUCCUCCCUCAGACCUCACCCUGCCAGUCUUCCUGCUCAGCUGCAGGGUGAGGGCGUGGAACCAGCUCAGCGAGUGUGGCGAGCCGCACUCCCAUCAUGCCCACGACGGGGAAAGGAUCAAAACCCUGCCGUCGGCUGCCACGACACCACUGGGCUGCGGCGCCCUGCUGCACUGCGCGGCCGCCACGGUGCCCGGGUACCUGCCCAGCGAGAAGUUCAAGGCCCUGCGGCAGGAAGGGCGUCUGGGCGGCGCCACGUGCCAGCGCUGCCACCUGCUCACGCACCACCACAAGGCCCUGGGCCUCCAGAUCACUGCCGACCAAUACCGCGCAGUGGUGCAGAGGCUCCGCCCCCUCAAAGCUCUGGUGCUGCUGAUCGUGGACCUGCUGGACCUCCCUGACUCCAUCGUCCCGGGUCUUCCCGACCUGAUCGGCACCAACAAACACGUCGUCGUCCUCGGCAACAAGGUCGACCUCCUGCCGGCCGACGCGCCCAACUACCUGCAGCGAAUCAGGCGCCAGCUGGCCCGGUACUGCCAGGACGCCGGCUUCGGCGGCCAGGUGACAGACGUGCACCUGAUCAGCGCCAAGACGGGCUUCGGCGUGGAGGGCCUGAUCUCCAGCCUGCAGCGGUCCUGGCGUUACCAAGGAGACGUGUACCUGGUGGGCAGCGCCAACGCCGGCAAGUCCACGCUCUUCAACACGCUGCUGGACUCAGACUACUGCAAGUCCAAAGCCUCAGACCUGAUCCACAAGGCCACCAUAUCGCCCUGGCCCGGGACCACUCUGGACCUGCUGAAGUUCCCCAUCAUCAACCCGACUCCGAACAGGAUGUUCAGACGACAGGAGCGCCUCAACGAGGCAGAGAGACAGACAGAGGACGAGAUGUCCCAGGAAGAGCUGCAGAGACUCAGGGUCUUCAGCAGGAAGGGAUACCUCGUGGGUCGAGUGGGCAGAACCUUCCGGUCUGAGGUCCGGUCCAGACCUGACGAGAUUGAGUUUGAUUUCGACAGUUUGGCUUUUGGAGAAAACGAAGACGAAGAGACGACGAAGACGACAGCAGCUCCCAGCCGGUCAGCUGAUGAGUUCACCUUCAACGAGCUGAAAGACGCCCACUGGCUGUACGACACGCCAGGAAUCAUCAAGGAGCACGAUAUCCUGGCUCUGUUGACUGAACAGGAAGUGAUGUCAGUGGUCCCGUCCCAGGCGCUGGUCCCCAGGACCUUUGUGUUGAAGCCGGGGAUGAGCCUGUUCCUGGGAGCGCUCGCCAGGAUCGACUUCCUGCAGAGACACAGGACCUGCUGGUCCAGGUUAUAUACUGUCUCUGGGUCAGUUAGGGUUUGAAUGGAUCAUGUUGGGUCUGUCUGGGAGAAAGCUGACGGAGUUUAUGAGAAGCACGCAGGACACACACUGCUGGGGGUACCUCUGGGGGGCUCUGAGAGGAUGAAGGAGUUUCCAGCGUUGGUUCCUCAGGAGUUCAGACUGGAGGGGGGGGGCUACCUGCAGGCUGCUGCCGACAUCAAGCUGUCCUCUGCAGGCUGGGUGGCAGUAACAGCAGCAGAGGGGGACGAGGUCUUGUUGAGGGUCUAUGGUCCUGUGGGGGCGUCCUACAGCCUGAGGACCCCCCCCCUCCUCCCCCACAUCGUGUCUCUGAAGGGAGAACGCAUCAGGAGGUCUCCGGCCUACCGCACGCUGGGACCGGGGGGGCCGCAGGGCGGGGGGGCACCCACGCUGCAGGGGAAGAAGAAGAAGAAGAAGACCUGAGCUAACACCUGCAGACAGACAGACAGGAAGGAAGACAGACAGACAGACAGACAGAGAUGCCAGCUUCCUGUCUGACAGCGAGGACCUCGACCCCAACCAAUGACAUCUUUGACCUGUAACCAGGGUUACCAGGGUAACCGGGGUUACCAGGGUUGGGUACCGAGCACUGGCUCCUAAUGUAUAUGGUAUCUCCAGGAACGCAAUGACUGAUCUGAUCGUGUGUGUGUGUGUGUGUGUGUGUGUGUGUGUGUGUGUGUGUGUGUGUGUGUGUGUGUGUGUGUGUGUGUGUGUGUGUGUGUGUGUGUGUGUGUGUGUGUGUGUGUGUGUGUGUGUGUGUGUGUGUCUCUCAAACGUCUCACUGCUCUCUGAUGCUCUGAAACUGACGAGGCGACAGAAGCAACGCUGCACAAGAUGCUAGUUAACACCACCCAUGUACUGUUAGCCUACCGUUAGCACGGCUAGUUGACCCCAAAAGCUGUGACAGCUGAGCGCUAUAACAUGUGGCAGCAGUCUGCAGCUAAAGACACAGAGGAGACACCAUGGACACUGUCUCCCAGCAGUCUGCAGCUAAAGACACAGAGCUGUCUCCCAGCAGUCUGCAGCUAAAGACACAGAGGAGACACCAUGGACACUGUCUCCCAGCAGUCUGCAGCUAAAGACACAGAGCUGUCUCCCAGCAGUCUGCAGCUAAAGACACAGAGCUGUCUCCCAGCAGUCUGCAGCUAAAGACACAGAGGUGUCUCCCAGCAGUCUGCAGCUAAAGACAUAGAGGAGACACCAUGGACACUGUCUCCCAGCAGUCUGCAGCUAAAGACACAGAGCUGUCUCCCAGCAGUCUGCAGCUAAAGACACAGAGGAGACACCAUGGACACUGUCUCCCAGCAGUCUGCAGCUAAAGACACAGAGCUGUCUCCCAGCAGUCUGCAGCUAAAGACACAGAGCUGUCUCCCAGCAGUCUGCAGCUAAAGACACAGAGCUGUCUCCCAGCAGUCUGCAGCUAAAGACACAGAGGAGACACCAUGGACACUGGACACAAAGCUGCGUUCAAUGUUGCUGUAAAGUUCCCUUCUGCCACCUAGUGGUCUAACAGCUGACUGAUGAAAUAAGUUAUUACAGUUUAAAUAAAUCAUUUCUAUUUCACCGAC
Messenger RNA from Perca fluviatilis (European perch), 3409 nucleotides. RefSeq names its product nitric oxide associated 1 (gene noa1). Gene Ontology annotation, molecular function: GTP binding. Lineage: Eukaryota; Metazoa; Chordata; Actinopteri; Perciformes; Percidae. The record is from RefSeq and is a predicted model, not a curated record.